Megalobrama amblycephala (Wuchang bream) is the source of this 2568-nucleotide messenger RNA. RefSeq names its product GTPase IMAP family member 8-like. The transcript is spliced from 7 exons. Gene Ontology annotation, molecular function: GTP binding. Lineage: Eukaryota; Metazoa; Chordata; Actinopteri; Cypriniformes; Xenocyprididae. The coding region runs from base 454 to 2295 and encodes 613 amino acids. The record is from RefSeq and is a predicted model, not a curated record.
CGGGCCAAUCGAAAGUGAAAGUACAGACGCCAUUUUGAUGAAGCCACUGAAAACCAUUUUGCAGCGCCAGUGUGCUGCUGUCACAACCUGAGCAUAAUCAGCUUCAAAUACAAGCAAUCCUGUUUGGACCAACAACCGAGACAGAACAAACGAUUCCGCUGUUCCGGAGAGAAUUCCGCCGUUGUCCGCGCGAACGGCGUGGAUAAAUCUAAAUCAUGGCCUCGGCAAGUGCCACAAGACAGACAGCAGCUGACCAACUCUGAAAAUUUCUGCUGGAGCUGCGCGACGCACUGGACAGCGCAGAGAUUAAUAGUGAAGAUCAACAGUUCUUUCUCAGUUCCACGCAACAGAAUUGUUCAUCAGUAUGGAUUCUUAACUCGGACAUUUCAUCUAGGUCUAUAUCUCAUCAAACAACCAGGGCGCAGAAAUAGUUUUGAUGGUGAUCAGCCCAACAUGGCCAAAACAUCAGCUGCUGAUCAGCCUGAGAGCUAUGGAAUAAAAAGAGAGCAAACAAACAUUAUGGCAAAUCUGUGUUUAAAUUUGGUCUUGCUGGGAAGAACUGGAGCUGGGAAAAGUGCAUCAGGAAACACAAUACUGGGACACAAAGCAUUCAAAUCAAGGACAAGUUACAAACCAGUAACUGAAGAUGUUACAGCUGAAACUGGCCGUGUUUGUGGAUUACCAGUCACUGUUUAUGACACACCUGGAUUUUCCGGUGCAGAGAGUAAGAAGGAGCUUCAGAUGUAUGAAGAAGUUCUGCAGAAAUGUGAAUCAGGUCUCUGUGUGUUUCUGCUGGUCUUCAAAGCUGGCAUAUUCACUAAAGAGGAUCAAGAAAUUGUGGAGAAGACUGAAGAGAUCUUGGGAAAAAAUAAUUUAAAAAACACCUGGAUUCUCUUCACCAGAGGAGAUCAGCUGGAAGAUGCAAAAUUGACAAUGAAUGAAUUCAUUAAUGAGACUGAAAGCUUGAAGAAACUCGUUCAGAAAUAUGAGGGCAGAUUCCACGUGUUCAACAACAAGACAAAAGGACACUGUGACCAAGUGAGACCACUGAUAUCUAAAGUUUUCCAGAACAACUUGAAGAAUUUGGCAAAAAAUCCACAGCAAAGUGUUAACAUCUGUGAUAUUGCUGCUGAUAGUCUCUCGUCCAGACGGAUUGUUCUUCUGGGUAAAACUGGAGUUGGGAAGAGUGCAGCUGGAAACACAAUACUGGGACAGAAAGAGUUCAGAUCUGAGGGGGGGAAGAGAUCAGUAACCCGUGAAUGUUCAGAAGUUCACACCACUGUUUCAGGCAGGAAAGUGUCAAUUGUUGAUACUCCUCCAUUUUUUGACACAAAAAUGAACCCUGAAGCAUUCAUGACAGAGAUAUUGAGAAGUGCUUAUUUCUCCAGUCCUGGACCUCAUGCUUUUCUCAUUGUGUUUCCUGUGAUUAUGAAGAUCACUGAUCAGGAGCAGCAGAUUCCUCAAAUCAUUGAGAUGAUGUUUGGUGAAGAAGUGUUAAAAUACUCCAUCAUUCUCUUCACUCAUGGAGAUCUGCUAAAAAAACAAGAUUUAGAAGAACUCAUGCAGGAAAACAGGGGUUUAAGACGUCUAGUGGAGGAGUGUGGAGGCAGAUAUCACGUCUUUAACAAUGAAGAUCAGAAUAACAGAGAGCAGGUGAAUGAUCUACUGCAGAAGAUUGACACAAUGAUAGAGCAGAAUGGAGGAGGACACUACAGUAAUCAGAUGUAUGAAGAUGCUUGGAGAUUCAGACGAGAGGAAAGAGAAAGAAAACAGGGGGUGAACCAAAGGCAUGAAGAGACUGCUUUAACUUGCUCUUCUGUGAAUCUGUCAGGGUUAGGGUCUCAACUGAAAUCUGAAGCAGAAGGAUCUAAAGAAAAGAGUCAGCUUGAAAAAAAGUCAUAUUAUUCAAAGUAUUGGAAUUUUUCUGCUCUUGGAGCUGCUGUUGCUUCAGCUGUUGGAGUGAUCACUAAUCCGAUUACUCUGGCUGCUGGAGCUGUUGGAGGAGUUGUUGCUGGAGCUGCUGCUGCUACUGCUGGAGCUGUUGGAGGAGUUGUUGCUGGAGCUGCUGGAGCUGUUGGAGGAGUUGUUGCUGGAGCUGCUGCUGCUGCUGGAGCUGUUGGAGGAGUUGUUGCUGGAGCUGCUGCUGCUGCUGUUGGAGGAGUUGUUGCUGGAGCUGCUGCUGCUGCUGCUGGACCUGUUGGAGGAGUUGUUGCUGGACCAGCUGGCACUCAGAGGAGGCAGAGUGAGGAAAAGGAGGAAGAACAGGAGGAAAAGAAUGAGAAAUCUGACACUUGAGGGAGGAAAAAUGAGUAAAAAGAAAAGAGAUGAGAGUUAGAUAAAAAGAGAGAGUUAAAGAGAUGGCUUUGGACCAGAGUUUACUUCAGAUUCUUGAGAGAACUAGUGAAACCAUGUCAAUACAAGAGCUGUGGAAUAUAUCAUUUUUGCGAUGCUGAUGAGCACGAUCCGUUUGGUUAACUGUCGGGUAAAAUCAUCUGAUGUGUACUACAGUACACUCAAAAAAUAAAUAAAUAACUAACAUAAAAUCAACACUAACUUACUGGCAACAAA